Molecule: messenger RNA, 828 nt
Organism: Saprolegnia parasitica CBS 223.65
Lineage: Eukaryota; Oomycota; Saprolegniomycetes; Saprolegniales; Saprolegniaceae
Exons: 1
Coding region: 1-828 (275 amino acids)
Biological process (GO): proteolysis
Molecular function (GO): serine-type endopeptidase activity
Source: RefSeq, a predicted model, not a curated record
AUGGUCCGCAUCACGUCUCUCGCGCUCCUCGCCUCGGCAGCCAUCGCGGCGCCCAUCUCGUACCUCAAGGUACAACACAAAACCAAGCAGACCGAAGGCAUUGAAAUCGUCGGCGGCAAGGAAGCCGAGAUCGGCAAGCACCUGUACGUCUCGGGUCUCCGCGAAGUCGCCACGGGCCCCAACUACUGCGGUGGCGCCGUCAUCUCGCCGACGACGAUCCUCACGGCCGGCCACUGCGCCUACGGCGACUGGAUCAAGUACGUCUCGAUUGGCUCGCAUUACCUCAGCGGCUCCAAGGACGGCGAGCGCAUCCAGGUCAAGAAGAUCGUGCUACACCCCAAGUUCAACUAUGACACGAUGGUCUACGACUUUGCGAUCCUCGAGCUCGCCAACGCGACGACCGUGACGCCGAUUGAGGUUCUCUUUGACGAGAAGGACGCGGCCGGUGCUCCCGGUGUCCUCGGCAUGGCCCGUGGCUGGGGCACGACCUCGUCGGGUGGCUCGCAGUCGAACGUGCUCAAGGAGGUCGGCCUCAAGCUCUGGUCCAACACGGACUGCCGGGCCGCUUUCGACAAGCUCAACAAUCCGUCGGUACCUCCCAUCGAUGUCGCGAUGAUCUGCGCCGGCGGCGUCCAGGGCGAGGACACGUGCCAGGGUGACUCGGGUGGCCCGCUCACGGUCACCAAGAACGGCAAGGACGUGCUCGUCGGUCUCACGAGCUGGGGCCUCGGCUGCGCCCAGGCCGGUCUCCCGGGUGUGUACGCGCGCCUUUCGUACGCCAAGGAGUUUCUUGCGCCGUACCUCCCCAAGCCGGCUUGCGAAGGUUAG